AGGUUGAUGGAGGGUGGUAGGUUAUUUGGCAGGGUGUAGACGUGGAAAUAUGUGUCAGCGGGGCUGAUGACCGGACAGAAGUCGCAGGGGCUAUUUAAAACCAACGUGUGAUAUGAAUGCUGUUUGUGUUUACAUGAAGAAAAUCUUGCAGUUGGUUGGAAAUAUUACAACAGCAUUUCAUUUCUGGAAGUGUAAACCUAAAUUAUGAAUUUGUCUGCAUCCUGACUUCGCUUUCUACAACCUAAUAAACCUCAAAACUCCUCAAAAAGCUCACAUACAUGCAGUCUCCAUGAGGCUGUUCCCAUGGUGAUGGGAUCAAGCAUUGAUCUAGUGAGUGCAGAAACUAGGGCACAAGAGUGAGGCUGUUUAACAUCUCUUUUUCACUUUCAACAUGAGCCCGUGAGUGGAGUCCCACACAAUAGUCAAAAAUGCAAACAGUGACGCUCCCACUGUUUGUUUUUGCCCACAUCUUUACCUGGUCACUUAACCUUAGAUAUUCUUCACGCCUCAUGUUGCAGCACUGUGUCUGUUUAUGAGUGUAUGUUUACACACUGAUAAUGUAAGGGCCCACACCUUGCAGAAAACCCACUCCCUGAAGAUACAGAAGAGCUGCCUUACAUCUGCUAAAGUGGGUCAGAUUCAGCUGUCUAACAUAGUUUUAUCUAAAACAAUAUAAAGAGGAUGGGGAAAUCAUAAUCACUGUACUCCUGCUGUGUCAAGGCUUCUCAUGACUUUAUGUGCUUUUAUCGAUCACUUGUUGCUCUGAAUAUACAGGAUGUAGCUUAUAUCAACAAAGAGCCAGGAGAAACAUUCUUUAUAACUUUCACAUGUAUGGACAUGAUAGGCGGUAGCUCAGUAUUUCAGUUGCACGUGAGUUGCUUGUUUUUAGGAAUAUGAAGCUGCAUGUAGUCCAGCCAGUUCAGGCGGUUACUCUGCCUCAGAAAAAUGAAUGCGCUACCAUUAAAGGUCUGCAGGAAUUCAUUAGAGAAGCAUACCAUUACACUUGCAGAAUGUGAAGUUGAAGUUAUGAUGUUACUUAGGUGCCCCAAUUGCUAUGGUUUGCAUCAGGGAAGGGACAAGAAACGAUCAAUACUGUGAAUACUAGGUUAUAACAAGAGUUUUUUUUCUGGGUCAACUAAAUUUAUCUCAUGAAGAGCCAUACUUGUCCUUCUUCUAAAGAGAGAUCCAACAUUAAUCCACCAUGAGAGUGUGCUCUACAACCCUGCCAAAGAAAACCUCCAUAAUAACCUCAACCAAAACCACAGUGUUUAAUGCCAUCUGCAUCAAGCAGGCCAGAAAAGAAAAUGGGUCAUAGUAGUAUCAGCAAUAAUAUAUAAAUGAUAAUAAAAGUAGAGUUGACAGUAACAGUUAUAGCACUUGUAGGUCUAAUUGUUAACACUUGAAGUUAACACAUUAUGCAGUGGUUCAUACUGAUUCAGUUCAUGUGUCUUGACUGUUGUUUGUUCGUCAGACUGCCAUCAAGAUUGCAUUACCUACCCCCAGUAAAAUCUCCGUGCAUCUCUUGCAUCUCAGCCGUUGUAUUUGACAGCCCCUCCCAGAGUAAACGAUACUUUACAUUUAUGACCCUGUCUCUGGGCUCUGUGGGGUUUUAUUGCCAGGUCUCAUGUGCCAAUGUUUGCAGGAAAAUGUGAGGCAUCAUUAGAGGAAGUCUUAUCCAUACAAUGGGUUAUUUACAGAUUUUACUGCCCUGCCUCACGUUUUAUGGUUUGUUGUUACAGUUUUUCUCUCUCAUUGAGGAACCCAGUAUCUUACAAACUGAUGUUGAACUAUCACAAUGAAACACAAAUUUAAGUUUAAAAAGUGAGUGAUUUUGUCUUGUCAUCGCUGAAGAAUUCCCCCUUUUUUGUUUUUUGUUGAAAGAAAAUUCAUAAAACCAGAUAACAGGUACGUAACUUGUAAAAGCAAAGUGAUUGACUGUCAAUGGGCAUUUUAUUACAGGAAAUGAAAGAAGUGUUAUCUGAUGACAAACACACACUUUGAUUGUAUCUUUAUUAUCUAUUUAACCACAUGUCACCUGAUCAGAUGAACCCUUUUUCCAUUGUGGAUGACAAGAAGUGUAAAAGGCAUGGCAUUCGGAGUGUGGGUGGUAAAGUGAAGUACAGUGAUCAUUAAUCCUGUCCUUGACCAGGGUGGUUGUGUGCCAACAACACUCAUCACUAUCAACACACAUUUAUUUACAAAAGAGGACUGUAGUCGAAAUACAUGAGCAUAUGGGCCUAUCCCCUUUCUCUGCCAAGCUCUCAGACUAACCCAUGUUUCCCUUCCUCACGUGUCUGGGAAUGAGGGGGCAGGGCUCAAGGAAACACUGGAAAAGGGAAUGUCAAGAUGGAGGGAUAUUCCUUUGUGAUUUCCCCCCACACACAGGAAUUUCGAGACACUCCUUGUCUCACAGCUCAGAUUGUCUCAGCCACCCUGAGUGUACAUUUCUUAAUGAGGUUAAUUUCUUUGGUUUCAUUUUGUCCUCGUAGCUCAAAUUUUCAAUAAGAUUCAUGAUACAGCACAUUUUGCUCUUGAGGCUGUGUUUUGGCUAAUAUGCUGCUAUUAUCAUAUCCCCAUUUUGGCCAAUAUCAAUAGACACAAUCACAAUUUUCAUUUAAAAAUCAUCAAGUCUAUGACAGUCUAUUUCCACCAAGGGCUCUGGUUCAGUAUGGUUUGGUAUUUGUGUUUCCAUUGUCAAAAAUCAGGCCAGGUACUCAAACAACCAACCCCUACCAUCGUGCUCUUUUGGCGCUCUUCUGUUUGGGUAUCAAGAAUUUUAGCAACCCUGUAAAGGGGGAGUGAUUGGAAAUGGCAAAAUAUUUGCUGUAAUGAUUAAUGAUUAACACAACUUACCUGUAACAAACAUGAUAUAUUACCUUUUUUCUGGGUUGAGUUCACCUAUGACGAGCAGUGCAAGUUAGUUCUUACAUUAAAAAAUUGCUCUUUACACAACUUCAGAAUAAAAGCUUAGUAUGAAAACAAGAGGGGGAAACUGUUACCUUGAAAAGCAUUGCAAUUGCAUCAGUGGAAAUUUUCAUGUUUGCGAUACGGAUGAUCAACUUUUUAGCCUUUUAUUGCCCAGUAUCAUUAUCAUGCUGAUGACACCUUUCAUCCCUAUAAUGUCAACCAAGGUGUUGAGGUAACAAUGCUCAUCUUCAGCUGUCCAAUUAAAGUCAUUUGUGGUGCCAAAGGAAGGAAACCACUGGAUGUUUGAAGAAAAGAGUUCCCUAAUAGGUGAUUUAACUUAUGACUGUCUUCAUUUCAUUCUUUACAAUCUAAUAUCCCUGCUGUUGCUUGCCACUAAUCAAUGUCUGACAAAAUCUUGGGGAGACAAUAUAACGAGUUUUAAGAUUUGUAGGAAGUGUUUCAAUCAGCCUUAUUUGCUUUUUACUCAUGUGUAGAUGGUAAGGAUUAAACUUAACUGACUGGUUGAGCAAAUAUUGAUGGAAAUAUCUUCUACAUCUUCACUGUGAAAAAGCACCUCACAUUUACACUCCUCUAUUUCUGCCGAGCCGUUGUUCAAGAGACCCUGAAUAGAGUCAGAUUGAGUCCAUUCAGAUUGUCCAUUGGGCAAACUGGACCAAACUUUAGUCAGAUGAGCUAUGAACCGGAGGUAUGGCUUAGCUCAAGGGGGCAAAAGGGCAGAGCGAAAUGGGUCACAUUCUCUAGGUCAUACACAUAGACUGUACAUACUAUGGACAACUUCCGUCAUUCCACCGUUGUAGACACACUUGUUUUGUCUCUAACGAUGUGUUCAUCUAAGUACAGAGACUUACAAUAUUAAUACACUGAGCCUCUAAAUACGGCAAUGUCUCUCUCUGCUCCUCAUUGACGCUAAUACAAAGAUUUUCUGAGACAAGCAGAAGGGACUCCUGUUUAUAACUUGCAAGUCUGUCCAAACUGUUUACUGUAGAAAUGCUAAGAUCAUAUCAAAGCGUUAAGGAAGUCCUCACGAUGAUCACGGUCUGAAUUUGGUCAGAAUAAGCCCAAGUGUGAGACGAGCACUGAGGCAAAAAAAUCGCUCUUUUUCUCGACAUUUUGACUGUCUCAGCCUGCUGUGUGUCUAUCGUCCUGUUCAACCACCUCAGGUCAGGCCCACAGCUGAGAUCAAUACACUAAUCAGGGACUGCUCUGAUAUCUGCAUCAUUGAAUCAUUUCUAAAGCAAUUGAAUCCCGAAAAACCCUGACUCUUGAUCAGGAUCCUCAUAAGGGGGCAAAUGCACCGAGGCACUGGCCUUCAGGUUUAUAGCGAUGCCAUAAACUUGACAGCAAGCCCCUUUACAAUAUACUGUUUCUAGUUUCUAGUUUCUAUAUACUAGUUUCUAUUUGCUACUUGUCCUACAGCUUGAAGAGUAUUGGACAGAUUAUACAUUACAAGCCCCCCCAAAAAAGCAAAGAUUAGAGUUUUUCAAACAUUUACUGCUCCGGCACUGUUAUUUAUACUUUUUAUUUUUUAUUGUUUUGGAUAAAUAAAUACUUGAGAAAGGAAUCUGUGUUGUAGGUGUGCUCCAUGUAUAUAAUCUCACAAUGCUACCAUACUAUAAAGUACUUGAAAUCUCUGAAGAAUCUCAUUAUAAUGUACACACUUUGGCAGUAGCCUUCAAUUCUCAGACGGAAUUUUCUAGUAUAACUUUUUUAGUGCUACUUUACAUAUGGGUAUAGAUCAUGGAGCAUCAGUGAGCAGUAUAGCCACAGGAAAGAAAAGUAACAUGGGAUUUACCAAUCUAACUUUCUGUCCAGCUUUAUUUUAUUUCAUAUUAUUCUGUUGACCUGAUUUUUUGUAUGAGGCCAGAUUUCUAGAAACUUCAUCUGCAUCUCUGCUGGGCAGAUUUUACAAUGAUGACUGUGUUUGUAGAAGGCCGUGCACAAUACAACAUGCACACUGAAGGCUGUUGGCCAUUGCAUCAUUGAGUUUAGGGCCCUGUGGCACAGCCUGAACCUAUUGUCCGGGGGCAUGGACCCAUGAUAUGAGCGGGGGAAGCAAUCCUAAGCUGACAUAACACUGACGCAUCAGUGAGGCCAGGGUGACUAGGCUAGAAAGACUCUCACACAUGAACACACACUUUCUUGCAUGCUUUAUACCAUUUAUAAUGAAUUUCAAGAGGAUUUGAAGUUGAUAACAGUGUUUAAGACUUUAAUGUUGGUGAUAGAUGUUGGAUGGUAGAUGGGCUGUGAGAAUGUCCUUAUUUAUGGUUCUUUAAUGACUACCCACUACUGGACAUUAUUCACCCACUGAGGCCCACUCAACACCUUUACAAUUACAUGACUAAACCUUCUACUUAGAAACAUGAAACAGCCAUGGAUGUCUUUCCCAAAAGAUGGACAGCAUGAUAAAGCCAGUAUUGUUCUGUCGAUUCCUGAAUCAAAUAUUUAAAUAACCCACUUAUAAUCAAACGUACAGGUUUCUCUCCUCCUUUUGUACUUCUUUACAUUUCAAACUGGGACAUGAGUGAGUCCCCACCUCUGAGGCCAAACCCUGUUCAAGUGCUGAUCAUUUAAUCCCCUCCAUGCCUGUGUCUGGGAUCCUUUCUUCCCCAUUUGUAAUCCCAGUGCAGAACUGGAACAUCAGAGAUUAGUGCGUGAUGAGGCUAUAACCGUCCACUGACCUGAGCUGUCUACACUGCUCCAGCUUUGUCUGGCCUGGACAGUCAGACUCAUUUGGUCUUUAAUCAGUCAUCAAGUUCACAGUUUGGUUUGUAUAUCAAAAGCUUGUUGGGUUGGGCAAACACCCUUUACUUUAAGCAAAGGUGACUUGUAGUUUGGUGUUGGGUUUUUGUAGAUUUUAACUGCAGUCUACAUUGAACAUCUCCCCUGUUUUGUCAAAUAGGUUUUAAAAACUGUAUGGAUAGUGUGGCUGAUACUUGAGCUUGUAUUGUCUCGCAAUUUCCUUCCUUAAAGCAAAACUGAAGUGAAAUAUGUCAGGAAUAUUUCCAUUGGGUUCUAUUUAGAGCUGCUGGUGUGUAUGUGUUGUGGUGCCAAAGGAUGUUGUUCUUUGAUAUCCAGAUAGUGCACCAAUGAGGAAAUGUUUCAGCAGUGUUCUGCUUUGUUUAUGUUGAGUGUUGGCCUGCAUUUGUUCAAUCCCUUGUACCAUAUAGGGUUGUGCCAACUAUUGGCUGAUAUUUCAUGAUGGAUCAGAGCAUAGUAAUAACUUUCCUGAGUUGUUAAACACUGCCUUACUGUGGAUCAAAGCACAGUGUAGUCUCAUGGCAAACCAAACCCAACAACCAAGUCUUUUGACUGUCUAAUCCAGAAAAUAACAAACUACUUGCCCCACAAACCUUAAACUGCAAAUGGCACAGUUUGUUUUAUUAUUAUGGAUUGUUAUUUUUUUAUAUUCUUGUUCUUGAUCAUGAUUCCAGAGCCUUAAGGACUUAUUUUUAAUCUUAAAAAGUCGUCUCAAAUGUGAAGUCCAUGGGUGGAAUCAAUGAUGGGCGGUACAGCCUGUAAGUUUACCAGGAAGUAUUUGGUAUUUUUUCUCGAUGGACAGUUCUCACUCUCAGUAUAACAGCAUAAAAGCACUGUAGGUAAAUUUUCACAAGUACUCACAGACAGCAUACGUGAUGCUGCCCACUUUAUGCUUUGUUUUCCUCUUAAAGCAUCCCUGUUACUUUUCUGAAUUAUGCCUCAUAGUGCAUUCACUAUAACAAGUGACACACUUGCAGAAAAUGUUCAGUGUUACGUUCAGCUUAGCCUUGGAUUUCUGUAUUAGAGCUCAUUUAAACACAGUUUUGUGACUGGGCACAUAGAAAUGUGGUUAACUUACAUUUUAAAUCCUCACAUGGACCACUAUUUCAGCUGCACACUAAAACAUCUCCAUUUCUACCACGUAUGUCAACAAAGCAUCUGACUACAUUGUUUUCAGUGCUGACAGACAGGGACGUUUUUGUGCUACUUUCUGUCUUUGCAAAAUUUACAUCACUAAUGCAAAUGUUUAAAAUGCAGGCUAUGCAAAAAAAAAAAAUAAACUGACUAAAUAUUGUUAAGCCAUUGAACCAUUUUCCUCAUAGCACAUCUUAGAAGCACACCUUAAGCUAAAAAGUAUUGAGUUUGGAAGAAACUGUAAACAAUACAAUAAUGAUCAUAUAAUAAUAACUUAAAAACAGAAGUUUACAAAGUGCUUUGACAAACAGGCGUAAGGCACAGAACAUCCGUCGAAAUUUCUAACCUAUUUUGCAUGUCGCACUGACGUCGAGAUGUGAUCUUUGACAGACCAACCCAAUACUGACUUGAUCUGCACAUCCCUUCGACAUCCGAUGUUUGGUAGGUUUAGUUUUGAGUCUCAACUUUGGAACAACCAGGAGGCCUUCACUAGAGGAUCUGAAGCUGUGAGUUAAAAGCUCUGAAAUGUAGCUCGAAGCAAAAGCCUUGAGUGCUUUAAAAGUCAUCAAUAAAAUCUUAAAUGUUUCUUAAGAAAGGACAAUGUUUCGUGCUGGAAUGUUUAUUUCACUUACUACUGAAAACCCCCAAAAAUCAAAAUGUCCUUAAAAUGUAACAAAUAUAUUUAUUUAUCUUGUUUGAUACAUUAGAUGUUUUUGGAAACUGACAAACUACAAGAGGACAUUUUUAUUAUUUAUCGGACUGUAUUCAGGUUUUUUUUAGUAAUUUGUUGGUCAUAUUGAUUUGAUAGAAGUAUAUAAAAGUAUGUAUCAAAUAUGAUACAAAAGGCAUUAAAGGGUUUAAUUCUCUUGUCUCUUUUGCCUCCGAUGUGCAAAACAAAUUGGCAUAGUUGAGAUGAAAACAUGAAAUUCAUCUCCUCAACAACAGUAGCUAUGAAGGUGGUAAGUACAUUGGCAGGUUACUGUCAGUGUUGUGUUUUUCUGUCUCGAAAUUUUCCUGUACUCCCCUCCCCCCCUGUUUUCUCUCCUUCCUCUUUGUUUGCCUGAUCUGCUUGAUCCUCUCAUAGGUGCCUCGUCUCCUCCCAGCGACAGCAGCAGCUCUCUGAUUGGCUGGUUGUUGAACGGGGAGGGGCUUAAACGCUGCUUUGCUGGUUUAGUGGCUGGUUAGACAGAUCUGCCUUCAGUUUCGGUAACAGCCACGGGACGAGGACAUACAGUCGUGGUUUGGAAGCACUUUAAACAGCUUUAGGGCUGUGAAAGUAGUCUUGUAUCAAACGUACAAACACGGAGAACAUCCAGCCAAACGUAGGAGGUGUUAUAAUUCGUCCUCCCGUAAGGAAUAGAAAAGGAUUAAGGAAUCUUUUCGCUGCCUCUGUCCUUCCUGUUCAGCCCUUUGUUUUUUCAGUGCUGCGCUCGAGCAGGUGACCAGCAGCGCCCCCGUGCGAGUCGACGGAGAAGAAGAGCCUGAGGAUAGGGAGCCAAACGAGCGGACGAGCUUGUAGCCUCCCGAGCGCCGUGGGCCCCCCUAGGUCACUUAUCCGAUGCGGAGUGAGGAUGAGUCCCGCUCUGGAAGCCCUCAUGCAGGCGGACGGGACUCCAUAUCCCGGGAAAGGGGUGAUGCUUGAGCCCUUCGUGCACCAGGUAGGAGGCCACUCCUGUGUGCUACGAUUCGGGGAACAAACAAUCUGCAAGCCCCUCAUCCCCCGAGAGCACCAGUUUUACAAAAGCCUCCCCCCUGAGAUGCGGAAAUUCACCCCGCAGUUUAAAGGUAAGACCUAUAUUUAUUAUCCCUGUACGGUUUUCAAGCUGUCAGUUGCACUGCGCAUGUGUGGAGUUGUUUUGGUACUAAGUUUUAAUCCUUUCUUUUUUCUUGUCGGUGUAUUAUCAGCCUGUAUUAUAUAAUCCACUCUUUGCAUUUAUCAUUGCACUUCAAAAAAAUACCUCUGCUCACUUGAUAAGAUUAUUAUGUUGCUUUGAUUAGAGUGUUGUGUAAUGGAUUGUUACAACGGCUCAAGGAACAUGGUGUACAUAACAAUAAAAAAAUGUACAUGCUGUGUCCUGUGGCCUCAUAACGUGACUUGUGGACGGUGUCACCAUGUCCAAUUUUCUAGUAGAGAUCUUCAUGUUAAAGGAGGGGGUGGGGGGGCUUCAAGCAGCAUCCAAGCUGCCGGUCUGACUACCUGCCAGGAGGAUGAGUAGCCAGAGGCCUUAAAAGUGUCUAGCCCGUCUUUCAAGAUGGCUAUAGUUUCAGUGCAAGUGUCUCAUGAAGGAUCAAAAAUAAAUGGAAAGAGAUCCCGGGGUCUUAUUUCAGGUCCAUCACCAAAAACAUGGACAUAAAUACACGUUUUCUCCUACAGACAUGCUCUCAUUUAAUCAUAUCAUGUUCCCUGGUUGUGCUCAGGCCCUGGGUGAUUUUUACCCACAGACAAUGACACCUAGUACUGGCUGGAGACGUCUUAAUGAGGCUGUAUGACGGAGGCAAGACGCACGGGUGGUAUCUGAUCCCUAGUAAUGCAGCGUAGGACUAUAUAAAGACCCAGUAUGAGGAGAUGGAUUCAGAUUGAAGAUAGUAAAAGACUCCCGGGUACUUCGGAUGCUCCUCUACAAUCUUCUUUGGCUUAUAUUUUACACUGAUCAUUUAUCUAGAGAUCUAAGUAAAACCAACAAUUCCUGGGCUUCAAGACUGCCUUUAGAGACACUCAUCAGUUCCCACACACUCACUGAGGUGGUUGAUGACAGUGCGGUGCUUCCAUAAGAAUAGUCUGAGGAGGCGGAGCUUCCUCCAGAGUGGUGAUGUCAGUACACAUGACAUCAGCCAGGCCUGGAGCUGCAGAAGAAGCUGUGAUGCUGGGUCCUGAGGCCCACCGCGUAGUCAACAAAAGCACCUGACUUUGGUUUUAGAAAUUGUCUCUGUAUAUCAAGGUUGUUCAUGGGCUGAAUUUCUAUGUGUCCUCUUCGGUUGAAUCUUCUGCUUUACUUCUUUUACAACAGCUGUUCUUGUUGGAAUCAUGUUUCAACUUGUACGCUUUUCCCCUAUCUUGACCUUACCCUUCAUUGAUUAGUUACAACCACAUCCCCUCCUUCCUGUCAGUGGUUUUUCUUUAUCAGCUGCUGCAGCAGAGAUGUUUACUUUCAAUGCAACACCUCCCCCACACUCCACAGAGCUGUGCAUUGCACGGGCCCUUCUAGGGUCUGCGGGAAAGUGACUCAUGUGGGGGUCUGCUGGGGGAGCUUUUUGUGGACUGCAUCAUAAAUUGAAAGCAUCUAGUUUUGUUUUAAACCUGUGAAACAGAUUGAAAUGAAAUACAACAUCACAUUUACGAGCUGGUUGGGUUUCAUUUUCACCAAAGGACUGUGCCAUGAACUCUGUGGGGUCAUAUUAAUAAAUGUGACUGAAAUCUCUGACCAAUUAUUUACAAACCUUCUGAAAAAGAUGGAGUUGUUAUUGUGGGAUAUUGUGUUUCUGUAUGUGGAAAGAAAACUGCUUCAUUUUCAUGUCCCCAUGGGCUGCUUAAAUUGUGUAUUGUGAGUUCAUUUAUGUAUGUUCAUGAAGAUGUUACUCAAUUUCUCAAUAAAUGCCAUGCUCAUUGAGACAUAUUUGAGCCUCGUGUAGUAUUUUGUGUCUCAUGUUUCUUGUAUAGUCAUCUAAGAGCAGUUUAUCUACAUACAAAUGUGAUGAGUCCUUUUUUGGCAAAUGUCUCACUUUUUCUUCUGUCUUUUUUUUGUCAUAUUUAUAACCUCAUCUGUCUUUUAUGUGUGUGUGUGUGUGUUUGGAGAAACAGCUGCAUCAAUGUCAGAGUACUUGCUCUAAAUAAUGUGCUUGUUAUUAUUGACAUUACCAAUAACAGUUCCUCACUGGUGCUUUGUUUUUGUUUUUUAUUCUUGUUCAGGUGUGGUGUCGGUCAGUUUUGAAGAAGAUGAGGAAGGGAACCUGUGCCUCAUUGCCUACCCCCUUCACAGCGAGCUGGGGGACCUGGAAAACAAAGACCCCUCAGCAGACUGUGAGCCGAAGACCAAGAUGCUGAAGUGGAGCAAGAAGAAGCAGUCCUCGCUGCUUCUGGAGAAUGACAACUACAGCAAAGAGAGAGGGCGGCACAGCCGGAAAGAAGACAAGAUCAUAAGGCAAGAAAGAUUGCUAUAAAUCUGCGGUUUAACGAAACAUGCAAUUAUGAAAAAAUAAGCUCUGUAAUACUCAAGCUAACUGUAUUUUUCUGUGCCUCUUUUACAGUUAUAACCGUGAAGACACACAGCAGCACCAACAAGCGGAGGUGCUCUACUUUAGCAUGGAGAAAGGUAAUGUGGUGCCACAGAUCAAACACAACCCCUGGAGCCUCAAAUGUCACCAGCAGCAGCUGCAGAGGAUGAAGGAGAAUGCCAAACACCGAAAUCAAUACAGUAUCCUUUUAUGAAGAAAAAGCUCUCCUCGUUUCUGAUGAGAACAAAAGAUGAGACUUGAAUAGUAAAAAAAGUAGCACAUAUAGACUGUUUUUGUAUGAUCCUUAACCAUACUUCACAGAAUUUAUACUUUUGGAGAACCUGACAUGGCGCUACGCAGUACCAUGUGUCCUUGACUUGAAAAUGGGAACUCGCCAACACGGGGAUGACGCGUCAGAGGAGAAGAAAGCCCAUCAAAUACGCAAGUGUCAGCAAAGCACGUCUGCCUCUAUUGGAGUGCGGCUAUGCGGCAUGCAGGUACGGCCACACCUGAACACAUCUCUGCUGUGAUGAUGUUUUAAUCCAUCUGAAGCUGUAGUGCUGAUGUUUCUGUAUGUCCUGCAGGUGUACCAGUCAGAUUCAGGCCAGCUGAUGUUUAUGAAUAAAUACCACGGCCGUAAGCUGACCCUUGCUGGAUUUAAGGAGGCUCUAUACCAGUUCUUCCAUGAUGGACGACGCCUCCGUCAAGAGCUGCUGUCUCCAGUGCUUCGCAGACUCCGAGAAAUGCAAGCUGCCCUUGAGGCCUGCGAGUCCUACCGUUUCUACUCCAGCUCCCUGCUCAUCAUUUAUGAUGGGGAUCCUCCAAGAACCCCCACCAGACCCAGACACCGAGGUGGGGAAGAAGGUGAUGAAGAUGAGCCAUCUGAUGAGGAAGAAGAAGAGGAAGGGGCUUUCAGUUUCCCUCGUUCCUCCUCAGCAGGGGGCAGUGGCGGUGUGGCAGCUGGGAGUAGCAGUGGCCGCUCGUCCCACGGCACAGGAGAGGCCAGUAGUCCUGCGGUUGACGUGCGGAUGAUUGACUUUGCUCACACAACCUGCCGGCACUAUGGGGAGGACAGCGUUGUGCACGAGGGACAGGACAGCGGCUUUAUCUUCGGCCUCCAGAACCUUAUCACAAUUAUCUCUCAGCUGGAGGAUCACAGCACUGACUGAGGCCCCAACAGAGUCAACCUGGUCUAAAUUUGAAGCAUGGGAAAAGCUCUGUGUAGCUGAAACCUGCUAACCCAAGGUGCAAUGCCUACAUGGGGAUCUGAGCCUCCCCUGCGUGGAGGGAACCUCAGACACCUCAGGGUUUGGUCUGAGGGGGAGAGUCUUAUGUGGUGGUUACUGCUCUCUCCCUCACUUGCCAGAGAACAGGGCUGCCUGGGUCCUCAUUUGCACUUUCCUCUUUCUAAGACUGCUCCUUUUCUUGGUUAUACGUGGUAGGAGAAAUCUUAAGGGAGGUCGCAGUCUUUUUACAAACAUAGGGACUCCUGUGGCAUCCCAGGACUUACCCUGCCCCGCCCCACCCCAGCCCACUUUGGUACAGAUGAGUUUUUUCAUUGUUAAGUUCUCUCUGGGAGAGAAAGAGUGAGACAGAGGUAAUUGAAGCUCAAGUGUAGUUCUAGGAGCCUGAUGUGGUGCUUUACCUGUGAUAUGAGUUUUGUUUUUACUUUCUUGUUUGGAUGAAGUUUGGACUUAUUGUUCCCCUGACAGCACAGCACAUUUUUGUGGGGAAGGUGACUGUACAAGCUGACCUUGGCUGGCUGGGUCUGCUGCCCUGUAGCAUUGGCAACUUAAGCUUUGAGAAAGACAUUUUGUGUUCAUACUGGUGUCUCUAAAGACCUUGUAACAAACGUUUUUUUUUUGUCUUGACUGGGCGCGCUGAUAUUUUGUAGAAGAACAUGAUUAUUUAGGUUUAGAAGAAGAAGGGAUUUUCCUCUUUUUCAACAAUCGCUCUCUCUUGUACCUUUUUGCCUAUAAACUGAAGACAUUUUUUCAAAGGGGAUACGUAUCCUCGAUUUGUCACUGUCUCUGUUUUUGUCGGACUUUUCUCCUCUUCAUUCCUGAAACUUUGACUAAACAAAGAGAAUAUAUUGAUUUAAAACACAAGCUACAAAGACUAUAAAGAGACUUAUUUAUUUGAAAGGAUUGUUUAAAAAUAAUAAAAAAAAGGAAAAUAGCUACAUUCCAUAUUACCACUCUAAAUGUUCUGAUACUGACUUUGAUUUAUUUUAUUAUUGCAGGAGCUGAUACCUCUCUUGUGUACCUGUGUGUUAACAGUGUCUUGGAAAAUAAAGGCAUUCAUUUGUGGUAAAACCUGAA
Molecule: messenger RNA, 13352 nt
Organism: Xyrichtys novacula (pearly razorfish)
Lineage: Eukaryota; Metazoa; Chordata; Actinopteri; Labriformes; Labridae
Source: the annotation of a GenBank genome assembly